GAGAGAGCUCAGAAUAUAUUUAAUUCUAGAGUAAGAAUGUACAGCGAAAAAUUCUUCUAAAUUACAGAAACAGUACCUUCCCCAUGACAGCACAUUUCUAGAGAGAGAAACAACGAUCCAAUUGUUAUUCAAUCUUAUUCCACUAAUCAUAUCUCCUGGAUUGGAUUUUGGUGUAUAACUGUUUGGAAGAGAGAAUUGUUAGUGGGGGAGAAGUUCCUUAAGUUAAUCAUCAAGAGGAAAAAAAGGAGACUUUGCUUUUGCUUUUUGUCAAGUGCGGAGAUUCUGGAGGCGCCGAUCUGACUCGCUGAGUUGAGGGCUCGCUCUCGCUCUCGCUGUGUUGAUGAUCUGAGGAGCAGGAGAUCGAGUCUUACCAGAUUCGUCAAUGGGAUCACCAGUUAAUAUCACAGUUGGUUCUCAUGUAUGGGUUGAGGAUCCUGCCUUGGCAUGGGUUGAUGGACAAGUGAGCCGGAUAAACGGGCAAGAUGUUCAUGUGAAAACUAAAAAUGGGAAACAGGUUGUUGCGAACAUCUCUAAAGUAUUUCCGAAGGAUACUGAAGCACCACCUGGAGGUGUGGAUGAUAUGACUAAGCUUUCAUAUCUUCAUGAACCAGGGGUCCUGCAAAACCUGGCGACAAGAUAUGAACUAAACGAAAUAUAUACUUAUACUGGAAAUAUUCUGAUUGCUAUAAACCCUUUCCAAAGAUUACCCCAUCUGUAUGAUACUCACAUGAUGGAGCAAUACAAAGGGGCAGCACUUGGAGAGCUAAGUCCUCAUGUUUUUGCAAUUGCAGAUGUUGCUUACAGGGCAAUGAUCAAUGAGGGAAAGAGCAACUCCAUUUUAGUUAGUGGAGAAAGUGGUGCUGGUAAAACUGAAACAACUAAGAUGCUCAUGAGAUAUCUUGCAUAUUUGGGUGGUCGGUCUGGAGUAGAAGGACGAACCGUUGAACAACAAGUUCUAGAGUCAAACCCAGUUCUUGAAGCAUUUGGAAAUGCCAAAACUGUCAGGAACAAUAACUCAAGUCGUUUUGGUAAAUUCGUUGAGAUCCAAUUUGACAAAAGUGGGAGGAUAUCUGGAGCCGCUGUUAGAACUUACUUGCUGGAGAGAUCUCGCGUUUGCCAGAUUUCAGAUCCUGAAAGAAACUACCAUUGCUUCUAUCUUCUCUGUGCAGCACCACCUGAAGAAAGAGAGAAAUACAAGCUUGGAAGCCCAGAAUCAUUCCACUAUCUAAAUCAAUCCAAGUGUUACAAACUCGAUGGAGUAAGUGAUGCUGAAGAAUACCUUGCGACUCGAAGGGCUAUGGAUAUAGUCGGAAUAAGUGAGGAUGAGCAGGAGGCAAUAUUCAGGAUAGUUGCUGCAAUUCUUCAUCUAGGUAAUAUUGAGUUUUCCAAGGGGAAGGAGAUUGAUUCUUCGGUAGUUAAGGAUGAGAAGUCGAGGUUUCAUCUCAACACGACUGCUGAAUUACUCAAGUGUGAUCCAAAGAGCUUGGAAGAUGCACUUAUUAAGCGAGUUAUGGUGACACCUGAGGAAAUUAUCACCAGAACUCUUGAUCCAGAAGCUGCAUUGGGUAGCCGAGAUGCUUUGGCAAAGACUGUAUAUUCUCGACUUUUUGACUGGAUUGUGGAAAAAAUAAAUAUCUCCAUUGGGCAGGAUCGUAACUCCAAAGCAAUAAUAGGAGUUCUUGAUAUAUAUGGUUUUGAAAGUUUUAAGCAAAACAGUUUUGAGCAGUUUUGUAUCAAUUAUACGAAUGAAAAAUUGCAGCAGCAUUUUAACCAGCACGUCUUUAAGAUGGAACAAGAAGAUUAUGAGAAAGAACAGAUUAACUGGAGCUACAUUGAGUUUGUUGAUAACCAAGAUGUUUUAGAUCUAAUUGAGAAGAAACCAGGAGGAAUAAUUUCGUUGCUAGAUGAAGCUUGCAUGUUUCCUAAAUCUACUCAUGAAACAUUUGCUCAGAAGUUGUAUCAGACUUUUAGCAAAAAUAAGCGCUUCAUCAAACCCAAACUCUCGCGUACCAAUUUUGCAAUAUCUCACUAUGCAGGAGAGGUGUUAUACAUGGCAGAUCUUUUCCUGGACAAGAACAAAGAUUAUGUGGUGGCAGAACAUCAAGAUUUAUUAACAGCUUCAAAAUGCUCUUUUGCAGCUGGUUUAUUUCCUCCUAGUCCAGAAGAAUCAUCGAAGUCUUCCAAGUUUUCAUCAAUAGGAUCACGCUUUAAGCUGCAACUUGUAUCUUUAAUGGAUACACUGAAUUCAACAGAACCUCAUUACAUCAGAUGUGUGAAACCAAACAAUGUCCUGAAGCCUGCCAUUUUUGAGAAUGUCAACAUUAUUCAGCAACUGCGAUGUGGUGGUGUUCUCGAAGCUAUCAGAAUCAGUUGUGCUGGAUACCCCACCAGACGUUUGUUUGAUGAGUUUCUUCUGCGGUUUGGUGUUCUUGCUCCUGAAGUUUUAGAUGGGAACAUUCCUGACAAGGCUGCAUGUCAGAUGAUCUUGGAUAAAAUGAGAUUAGAGGGGUAUCAGCUAGGUAAGACAAAGGUCUUCCUUCGAGCUGGUCAGAUGGCUGAACUAGAUACUAGAAGAGCAGAAGUUCUUGGAAAUGCAGCCAAAACAAUUCAAAGGCAAAUUCGUACUUAUAUUGCUCGGAGAGAUUUUGUUGUAUUGAGGAGAGCUGCAAUACAAUUACAGUCAUGUUGGCGAGCUAUUUCUGCUUGCAAUUUCUAUGAGCAAUUGCGACGUGAAGCUGCUGCUCUUAAGAUUCAGAAGAACUUCAGAUGCUACACUGCCCGGAUAUCUUACAAAGCAUUGCAGAAUUCUGCUAUCAUAGUGCAGACUGGCAUGAGGGCAAUGACCGCUCGUGGCGAACAUAGAUUCAGAAAACAGACCAAGGCUGCAAUUAAAAUUCAGGCUCAUGCACGUGGUCACAGAGAAUAUUCGUAUUAUAAAAGUCUCCAAAAGGCUGCUAUUGUUACACAAUGUGGUUGGAGGCAACGUGUUGCCCGCAAAGAGCUCCGAAAGCUUCGAAUGGCUUCUAGGGAAACAGGAGCCUUAAAAGAAGCAAAAGACAAGCUAGAAAAAAAAGUAGAGGAGCUUACCUGGCGCUUGCAGUUUGAGAAGCGAUUAAGGACCGAGUUGGAGGAAACAAAAGCACAAGAAAUUACUAAGUUGCAGGAGGCAUUACAUUCAAUGCAAAUACAAGUGGAAGAAGCAAACGCUAGGGUGAUAAAAGAACAGGAAGCAGCUCGCAAGGCAAUCGAAGAUGCACCACCAGUCAUUAAAGAAACCCCAGUUGUGGUCCAAGACACAACAAAGAUUGAUGCAUUAACAGCCGAGGUAGAAAGUCUCAUGGCUUUGCUGCUUUUGGAGAAACAGGCUGCAGAAGAGGCUAAAAAGGUCUGUGCAGAAGCUGAAUCCAAAAAUGUGGAUUUUGCUAAAAAGUUAGAGGAGGCUGCUGGAAAAGUGGAUCAGCUUCAAGAUUCCACGCAAAGACUUGAAGAGAAGCUAUCGAACCUUGAGUCGGAGAAUCAAGUACUUCGUCAACAAGCCCUAACCAUGUCACCUACAGGGAAAACUAUGCCUGCAAGAACCAGGACAGCUAUCAUUCAGAGACCUCAGGAGAAUGGAAAUAUUCACAAUGCAGAAACGAAGCCUAAUUAUGAUACAGCUCUUGUUGUUGCAUCUCCAAAGGAACCUGAAUCUGAAGAAAAACCGCAGAAAUCUCUCAAUGAAAAGCAGCAAGAAAAUCAAGACCUUCUGGUGAAAUGUAUAUCUCAAGAUCUGGGUUUCGCUGGUGGCAAACCUGUCGCUGCUUGUCUUAUUUACAAAAGCCUUCUUCACUGGAGGUCAUUUGAGGUUGAGAGGACAACUGUGUUUGACCGCAUAAUUCAGUCUGUAGCUUCGUCCAUAGAGGUCCCUGAUAACAAUGUCGUUCUAGCCUACUGGUUAUGUAAUACAUCGACUCUGUUAAUGCUGCUUCAACAUACACUCAAAGCAAGCGGGGCAGCUAGCUUAACCCCCCACAGACGGAGGUCAUCAUCAGCUUCUCUUUUUGGGAGGAUGUCACAAGGAUUGAGGACCUCACCUCAGACUCCUGGAGUGUCGUUUCUGAAUGGUCGGAUGCUUGGUAGACUAGAAGAUGUGAGGCAAGUAGAAGCCAAGUAUCCCGCCUUGUUGUUCAAGCAGCAGCUUACUGCUUUUCUGGAAAAAAUAUAUGGAAUGAUCAGAGACAACUUAAAGAAAGAAAUUUCUCCUUUGAUUGGGUUAUGUAUCCAGGCUCCCAGGACAUCUCGUUCAAGUUUAGUUAAAGGCCGUACCCAAGCUAAUGCUGUUGCUCAACAAGCACUAAUUGCUCAUUGGCAGAGCAUUGUGAAAAAUCUAAACAAUUACUUGAAGAUCAUGAAAGCAAAUUAUGUUCCAUCUAUCCUGGUCCGGAAGAUUUUCACUCAAAUAUUUUCUUUCAUCAAUGUCCAAUUAUUCAACAGCCUUCUUUUACGGCGCGAAUGUUGCUCAUUCAGCAAUGGGGAGUACGUCAAAUCAGGGCUGGCUGAAUUAGAACAAUGGUGCUCUAAUGCAACCGAGGAAUAUGUAGGCUCAGCUUGGGAUGAACUGAAGCAUAUUAGACAGGCAGUUGGAUUUUUGGUCAUUCAUCAAAAGCCCAAGAAAACCUUGAAUGAACUUACGAAUGAACUUUGUCCCGUGCUAAGCAUUCAACAGCUAUACAGGAUUAGCACCAUGUACUGGGAUGAUAAAUAUGGCACUCAUAGUGUUUCUGCAGAUGUCAUUUCAAGUAUAAGAGUUAUGAUGACAGAGGACUCUCAGAAUUCGGUUAACAGUUCCUUUUUGUUGGAUGACGACUCGAGCAUUCCCUUCUCUGUUGAUGACCUCUCCAAAACCAUGCCACAAGUAGAUGUGGCUGAUGUGGAACCUCCCCCGUUACUCCGUGAAAACUCGGGAUUCGUAUUUUUACUUCAAUGAUCCGAAUCAUGAUCUUGCUACCAUCGCCAUUGAAGUUGAAUCCAUACAAGAAAAGCAUGUGAAUCUUUGUGCAUACAAUACUACUAUAAUUGUGUUCAUUUCCAUUGUAUAUUUUCAUCACAAUUUGCUCGGCCAACAGUAAUUGGUUGUUGUCCGUGUCAAUUCCAAUUUUCGGGCCUCGUGCCUCGUCGGCGUGAGGGGCAUUGUUAGGAAGGCCACACGGCCUAAUUAGGUUUGCCAUGAUAUGUAAUUUAUAGCAUAUGCAUUGGCGUUUCUUCAUGAUUCUUUUUGUUUUUUUCGUGUGCUGUAAAGUGAUAGUUGUGUGAAGAGUGGCUGAAGGGUAUUAAUUCUUCUUUUAUUGAUUUAGAUUGUCAACAAGAAAUUGUAUAUGUUUGAAGAGUGAUUUAUUCAAUUUAAUUUUCUCUAUAAUAGAAGGAUUUUUCUUCUCUUA
Molecule: messenger RNA, 5417 nt
Organism: Salvia hispanica
Lineage: Eukaryota; Viridiplantae; Streptophyta; Magnoliopsida; Lamiales; Lamiaceae
Product: myosin-17-like
Biological process (GO): actin filament organization
Cellular component (GO): myosin complex; cytoplasm; membrane
Molecular function (GO): ATP binding; actin filament binding; microfilament motor activity
Source: RefSeq, a predicted model, not a curated record